UUUUGUUUCAUUGCUUUGAACUUUGUUUAGAUUCAAUUAGGUUUUUUAAAACCCUUUUCAGGAUCUGCGUGCUUUUAGAUUGUCAGAAUUUAGUGUACAAUCCCGACUCACCAUGCGAAUGUGUUAUGUUAAAAAUGAUGGUGCUCCGUAUCGAGGCAUGUUAGCCUAGUGGUUGAUCGUGCUCAAUAUUCUGGAGUAUGGUUAGGUUCAAAAACUAUCUUAGUAAAACAACUCAUGAUCUGCGUGUUUUCUGUCCGUUAUCGCUGUUUUGGUUUUAUUUUGGAGAAGAUAACCCCCGAUUGGUUAUUUGUUACAAGUCUCUGGAAUCGAGCUUUAGCUGAUGAGUGUGUGACUGUAAGUGUUUCCUGUUGUAACUUUAAUUGGAUGAUUAUAGAGCAUGAUUUUUGUACUUGGUCUUUGUAUUUGACAGACAGUCAUGAGAGGGAGGAGUUAUACUCCGUCGCCCCCUAGGGGUUACGGCAGGAGAGGACGAAGUCGUAGCCCGAGGGGCCGUUAUGGUGGUGGCCGUGGUAGAGAUCUGCCCACUAGUCUUUUGGUUCGUAACCUUCGCCAUGAUUGCAGGCCGGAAGACCUUCGGAGGCCAUUUGAGCAGUUUGGUGCCCUGAAGGACAUCUACUUGCCUAGGGAUUAUUAUACUGGGGAGCCCCGUGGAUUUGGUUUUAUUCAGUAUGUAGAUCCUGCGGAUGCUUCCGAGGCAAAACAUCACAUGGAUGGUUAUGUGCUUCUUGGCCGGGAGUUGACUGUUGUAUUUGCAGAAGAGAAUAGAAAGAAGCCUGCUGAUAUGAGGGCCAGGGAGAGAGGAAGGGGUCGAUUCCGUGAUCGCAGAAGAUCUCCACCUCGUCGUGGAAGAUCACGGUCCCGAAGCCAUGAUUAUUACUCUUCUCCCCCAAAACGCAGAUCCAUCUCACCUAGAGAUGAGAGGUACAGCCGAGAGAGAUCUUAUUCACGUUCUCCAGCCUAUAAUGGACCAAGGGUUCACGGUCAAAGCCCUGGUAGAGGCCCAAGUUUGAGCAGAAGCAGGAGCCGGAGCCCGCGAAACAGAAGCCAGAGCCCGCAAAACAGAAGCCAGAGUCCAAGAAGAAGUAUUGGUGGGAGUCCAAGGAGAAGCAGAAGCAGGAGCCAGAGCCCAAAUCAUGAAGAAUAUAGGCGAGAGAGGAAUGGAGAUCUAUCUCCAAGCCAGUGAUUUGCGUGUCUGUUGCUUGGAAGUGUCGUUGGAGUUUGAUAACCCGGUGCCUUAUCAUUUGAUGGCAUGUGUCUACCUGUUCUGGUGUUAUUUGAGCUUUGGCCUUGUAGGAUAUUUAUUGUACCCUUGUCGUUUUAGCUGAUGCGUAUUACCUUUUUAUAUUUCAUCAGAGAAUCCGAAUUCCAUUGUGUAAGUGACUUUCGGUGAAAGCUUGUGUAUGUGCUUGGAACCAUCUGUACCCGUAGACUUUUUUAGUUAGCGGAUGACAAAUCCGGAAAGUAUAGGUCGGAAAGAUUCUUGAUUUUGGCAACUUUUCUAAUUUGUUUCUUGUGAGUUUGGCAGCUUAAAUGAAACAGCUCUAGGUUCAUGUUUCCAUUA
This is a messenger RNA of Carica papaya (papaya), 1582 nucleotides long. The record is from RefSeq and is a predicted model, not a curated record. NCBI's taxonomy places the organism in Eukaryota, Viridiplantae, Streptophyta, Magnoliopsida, Brassicales, Caricaceae.